GACGGUCCUCGCUCCCUCGGGCACCUGGGCCGGGGUGGGAUGGGAUCCCCUAAAACCAGUCGGGGUGCCCUACUUCGCCCACGGGAGAAGGACAGGACCAGGGGAACGUUGGGCCGCUCCAGGAUCUGCUCUCCGGGAUGGAAGGGGCCGGGCAUCCAAGAAGCAGCAGCCCCACUUCUGGUGUCAUCGUGGGGGGCCACCUUGGCUUUUAGGACGUUCCCAAGGGCUGGGCCGCAGCGGUUGACCCCGGGAGGCAGGCGGAGUUUUGCAGAGCGGGGCGGGGAUGGCGGUAUCUGGGCCACAGAGCUUCUCACCUGGGGCGGGUGGGUGUUCCACCACCCUCCCGCCCUCUUUCCUCCGCGCGUGAGCCAGAGCCGCAUCCAGCACCACGGACAGCUCCCGGGUGAUUCCCAAGAGAGUGGAGGAGUUAUGACCAAGGUCACUCAGCGGGGUAGUGGAAAUGCCAAGAUGCAGCCUCCUGAACUCCAGCCUGGCCCUGCCCACCGUGUCUGAUACAUCCUGUGGGGGCCUCCCUGCCUUUGCUGCAAUGUUGAUGCUGGUAGAGAGGGCUCACAGGUUGUCCUUGCCCAAAAAAGGACAGGAGGCAUGCGUGGACAUGUGAGGUGUCCACACAAGCCAGGAAGAGGAGAUUCCAUGAUCCUGCACAUUCCUGUCUUGGGAAGUCCUUGCCAGUGUCUAACCCCGAUCUGUGCCGAAGCACCUGUUCUUCGACCCUUGGCUUGACAUGGCUACUUUGAGAAGUAAGGAACACACUGCCACACGGAUGCAGUCACUUCACUGGGCUGCCUGGACUCCAGCUGUUGGCACCUGGCCAGCUUGGUGAGGUCCCAGUGCCCCUUCAAGACUUGGGGACCCAAGUCUAAGAUCUGUUGUUUAGAGCGGCGCCCAGCCGGCUCAGUCAGUAGAACGUGUGGCUCUCAAUCUCAGGGUCGUGAGUUCAAGCCCCAUGUUGGGCAUGGAGCCUACUUACAAUAACAAUAAUAAUAAUAAUAAUAAAUAAAUAAAUAAAAUCUUGCUUAGACAAGGGGAGUCUGUGUCACAAAAUGCUUUGAAAUUCCCCUUGCCUCCAUCCCCACCCGAAGAGAGAAGCACGAACCAGAAGUCACUGGAAAGUGAUAGUGUCCCAGGCCCUCAGGGUCGGUGGGGGGGGGGGGUCCCCUAGGAAGGCAGUCUCCCUGCUCCCACCGUUCGGGAGGUUCUGACGGUCCCUGAGAGAUCCUGAGGUGGUGAGGACUCCCUCCCUCUGGAGCUCAAGCAGAAGGCAGAGAAUGGUCACCUUGACCCAGAGGGGCAGCCCGAAGGGGCACUGAGCAGGGGCUAGCUUUGCUGGGGGAAUCUUGAAUGAGGGGCAGGUGGAGAGAGAGAAAGGAGGCCAUUCUCCACUGAGGCAGGGUGGGCUGGCAGGGAGGGGCUGGGGAUGAUUUACGACAUCAUUGUUCCCCCCCCCCCACAACUACUGGACGGUUGCUAGGAGAUGCUGGCUAUCUGUGUCUGGGCGGGGAGGGCCAGACUGCUCCAUCUGGAUGACUCCUCCCCUCCUCUGAGCUUCACCCAUUACCCCUCCCCAGACCCCGACACACACCUUCCCUUCUGUUGGCCCCCAAAUCCAGCCAGCCUGGGGCUCGUGGGGCUCGCAGGCAGCCUGAGGAUCUGGGACCAGGAAGCCAACAGGGAGCCCUGGAGGGAGAGGCCAGCAGACUCAGCUGGGGUGCUGAGGAGCGGCCGGCUCACCUCAGGGCCUCUGGGAGCCAGGGCAGGACGAGGGCCAAGGGAAGUCGGGGCCCCGAGGAGCCCAGGUUUGAGGGGGACUGAGUCCAGUGUGAUGGGCGAGGCAGACCCCAAUCACACCCCUCCACAGUACCGCCCGAGUCAAGGUUAGAGGCCUGUAAAGGCCGGGUUUGGGGUCAUGGCGUGGAGCACUGAGGGCAGGGGGGAGUAAGGCUAGACCAUCGGAUCUGAGCGGAGGGAGGCUGUGUUGGGGCAUGGCUCAGAUCCCCUCCUCUUCCAGAGAUUCCCUCUUCAGAUUUCAAAGCCCUUGGAGAAGUCAGAUGGGUGAACUUUAGGGACUCCUAAAGUUGCUGGCUCCCAAGUCCUGCGGGGAAGGAGAGGGACACCGUGCCCACAGUGGUGCUCCUGAUACCAGAGCCCACCUGGAUUCAGCACCCGCUUGCUCAUGCGAGCCCCCUCUCUCGGCCAUGUUCUCCAUCAGUCUUCCAACAAGCCUGGAAACUGGCUUGUACUGUCCCCCACCUUGCAAAGGGGCAUUCGGGGCCCAACGAAGGACAUGUGACUUGCCCAGAGUCAGGGGGCUAGUAAGCUGGGCUGGGGCUUCAGAGGAGGCCUGGUGGGUCCUCUGCACAUGCUGCCUCCCUCCCCUGUG
Messenger RNA from Zalophus californianus (California sea lion), 2401 nucleotides. It is a transcript of the gene MIR9-1HG, whose product is annotated as MIR9-1 host gene. The transcript is spliced from 7 exons. The record is from RefSeq and is a predicted model, not a curated record. NCBI's taxonomy places the organism in Eukaryota, Metazoa, Chordata, Mammalia, Carnivora, Otariidae. The coding region runs from base 40 to 513 and encodes 157 amino acids.